AUGCUACUCCUGUUUUCCCGCGAUAUAAAAGCCCAAAAUAAGUCCCACCCUAGGAUUCUCUGCUCUCAGCCCUGGCAAAGUUCACGUCCGUCGAACGAAAACGUAGCCAGUCAGCCAGUCAGAGUCAGCAGCCAGACGUCUCGACGCGAGCGGGAGAGAAAAACUGCCGAAAAACAACGGUCUGACGACGACGAGGAAGCGGCCUCGUGGAAUAGAAGAAAAAGGAGCAAAUCCCCAACAACAACAACGACGACGACAACGAAAACGAAAAGUGAGGUGGAAAUUUCACUUUUGUUUUCAGUUUGUGCAUCGCCUUCCGAUGAACACAUGAACUGUUUGAACACGCACGCCGUCGUCUCGUCGUCUUGUCCCAGCAGCACAGCACAGCAGCAGCACAGUGAAGAAGAUAAUGCUGCUUCUGGUCCUGUCGUCGUCGUCGCCCCUGGUGCUGCCCCUGAUAUCGGCUGCUACGGAUCACGCAAUUUGUCCUCGUCGAAAAUUCCGAACCUAGUGCCACCUCCCUCAGUGAAGUUGGAUCAGAACAGCAGCAGUGCCCCGAAACCUUGUCCCCUGGCGGCCCCACUGGUGGUCACCAUCGUCGGUCUGCCAUGCCGGGGGAAAUCGCUGGCCUCGCACAAGGUGGCCCGGAACCUGAACUGGAGGGGCGAAAGUGCUAAGGGUAAGUUUCCUCAGCUGUCGCUGUUGUUUUCUUAUUUGGGCAAUUUAUAA
Molecule: messenger RNA, 729 nt
Organism: Uranotaenia lowii
Lineage: Eukaryota; Metazoa; Arthropoda; Insecta; Diptera; Culicidae
Exons: 2
Coding region: 1-729 (242 amino acids)
Source: RefSeq, a predicted model, not a curated record